GUAUACUGAAAUGUUGCCGAAGAAUCGAUCAUUUUAACUUUGGACAAUAUUUAAACAAACAUAUCGUAUCUGAAAGUAGUGAUCGAUGUUUGAAGUGCAAUAAAGCUGCCACUUAUAUCAUGGAUAUUGUUAAUAAUUACUUGCGGUGCACGAAAAAAAAGGAUUUUUUGCAAGUUUUUUAACUAGAUAAAAUAAAUUGAAACUUGGAAAAAAAUGGGAAAAUUAAACCAAAAGAUGUUACAUAAAGCCAACGAGAAUUUUGAAUUAGAAAUGAUAUAAAAAGUAACCGGGAUAACUUUUACGGACAAUAUAUCCAAUAAGUGAAGGAUAACAUUUUCACGAGCCCACAUGCCGGAAGUUGUGAUGACUCAUGUCGAAUCUACCGUCACGUGCUCGGCGGAUGUAACCAAUCACAUUAAAGCAUUAGCCGAAUGUAUGGACAGUGCCGAAUUGAUGCCAGACGGGUUUAGUGAUAGUGAUGAAAGUUUUGAAAACGAGGACCCGUCUUACCAACCUAUUUCCAAGAGAACGCAAGAAGUUAUUGAGACAGAAAAACGUUUGUUACACACAUUGGGAUUAAAGAAUGAAUUGUUUGAACGCCGUGUUCCUUUAAAAGUUUACAAAAAUAAGAAAACAGAAGAAAAACAUGACAAACAUUUGCAUGUUCGUCCGAAAUCCACUGGUACCACACAUAGUAAGGCGGAGACUCAAAACAAUGAUGAAAAUAUAAGGCAUAGUUUAACUCAUCAUGACAAUACACACAAGCAGAACAAGGCUCAUACUGGUUCCACGCAUCAUCAUCAUAAUCAUAAUCAAGGCAAGUCGCAUCACGUGACAUCACAUGAUCACAAAGAAGUACAUUCUCAUUCUAUUUCCCGCCAAAAUUCUCAGGAAAAGCACCGUAGCAGUCAUCAUAGUCAUCAUCACAAUCAUCAUCAUCGUCAUCAUCCACAUAACCAUCACCAUGAUGGAAAGGGACAUCACGUAAAACAUGUGCAUGGCAAAAUACAACUUGAACAUGAAAAUCAUGAGAUAUCUGAUUAUUUUGACAGUGAAUCUCCUCCAUUUAACGAAAGUUUCUUUGAAAUCAUUUCACCUGGACAGUCGCAGGAGCUUUUGCACGUGGCACUUAUGUCUCCUCCACCACCGGAAGAGAUACCAGAAUUUCCCAGAUGCACCAGUUCCUACUCUUCCAGACCAGUCUCACUUAAAUUUCUUCUUGCCGGGGAGACUGUGUUAUGUAGUUUUGAUGAAAAUAAAAAGAACGAAGCAAAAGAAACACUUUUAUCUGAUCCUAUCAAAGACUCGCAACCUGUAUGCCUGUGUUCAAUAUACCAGUCGUGCGAUACGAGUUUUAUGGGCUGGGAGGCACCACAGAAAGGAAAUAGGGGGAAAAUGUUUCGUCGCAAAAAAUACGUCAAGCCAGGGUCUUCAGAGGUAGCUUUCAAUAGACUAACAAAUACCAUGGGCAAAGACCCGGUGAUAUUUCAACACUACAAAGACAAUUCAAAGUACAUAGAACGGUAUCGGUUUUACCACACGGUUGGGAACGUCGGGCGGCCUUUAUCCUAUACAAAGUACGCGGAAAAGGGAGUAGACACGGACCCAUAUUACAGCAAACUGAAGUCAAAUCUUUCAAGUGCCAUAAACGGUCCAUUCUACGGACUGGCCUCACAGCUUCUGGAGGACAAAAAUGGUUCAGCUUCUAGCAGAGGUAGCCACCACGACCGGCCUCGUUCGGAUGAUGACAGUAUUGAAGACAGUAGCUGUGACGCUAGACCGUACUCAAUGCGUGACCGAGGCAAGGCUUUAAACCUCGCACCUGUCCGGGAGUGUACGGUGCCUAAUCUAAGAGCUACAGAUAAAAUUGACAUUAUGCAAUUAAAUAAAUAUCUGAAUCUGUCAACGCCACCAGUUCCAAACAAUUGUAUACAGUUCAAUCUAGAUGAUGUGAAGACUAAAGUGUAUAACAGCGCCAAUGAAAACAACAUGUUUCCGGCGUCGAAUUCGCGUAAAGCUGGGAGAACGUUGAGGUUAGGCAGUGCUGAAUUCGUCAAACCAGGUAUGCCCGACUCCAUUUUAAAAUGGAAUGCUGAAAAACGUGGAUUACAUAGGUCGUCUUUAAACGCAACUAGCUCCGUGCCUGGUAAUCUAAUUGUAGGUAGCACAGUGACGUCACCGGUGCCUCCGAAUACGGCACGCGCUAAAAGUGGCGGCAGAAGUUCCCCGUAUGUACAAUUUCAGAGAGAACAUUUAAAAAGCCCUUCCACACCGCCGCAGCAAAUAUCAGGACAAAAGUUAAAAGCGUGUGAACGUGUAACGGAACUCACUGGUAAAGAAAGCAAAGACCGAGGUAAAUUUAUUUACACGCAUGCAGCGACAAACUCCGAGAGGCCGUCACAACCUGUAAGAACUGCCACUGCAGUGGACUUCCGGGAAGCGUAUGUACCACGUGUAAGAUCUCGUGCAAUAACGCUAGAUGUCAACCAUCUCGGGAUAAGAGGACAACCAUUCAAACAAAGAGAACAAAUUGUGCUGUAUAAAAACAGACGGGCUCAAGUUGCAAAGUCUUAA
Molecule: messenger RNA, 2574 nt
Organism: Ruditapes philippinarum (Manila clam)
Lineage: Eukaryota; Metazoa; Mollusca; Bivalvia; Venerida; Veneridae
Product: lateral signaling target protein 2 homolog
Exons: 4
Coding region: 349-2574 (741 amino acids)
Source: RefSeq, a predicted model, not a curated record